Molecule: messenger RNA, 1023 nt
Organism: Cyanidioschyzon merolae strain 10D
Lineage: Eukaryota; Rhodophyta; Bangiophyceae; Cyanidiales; Cyanidiaceae
Exons: 1
Coding region: 1-1023 (340 amino acids)
Biological process (GO): photosynthetic electron transport in photosystem I
Cellular component (GO): chloroplast thylakoid membrane
Molecular function (GO): oxidoreductase activity, acting on iron-sulfur proteins as donors
Source: RefSeq, a predicted model, not a curated record
AUGCGGAGGCCCGGGUCCCGCUCCAACGCACCGCUGUGUUGGCUGACAAGCACCAUAGGUGUGCCUUUUCGACGGUGCGCGGCCCCGUUUGCGUGUUCCGUUGGUAUUGCGCGGUUUCCCGUUUGCCGUGGUGCCAGCGUGCGACUGCUCUCGCGUCCACGACGGUACCAUAUGAGCAUAUCACGAGAACCGUUCGAAAACGACGACCAUUUAUGGAUUCGGCGCAUCGACGGCAAUAACGACGGUGAGUACAGAGGCGCCCUAGAGAACCUGUUUAUUGAAGCGCUGCGCUCAUACUAUGAAGGCAACCCGGUUCUCACCGACGGCGAAUUCAAGACUCUCCGUGACGAGUUGGAACAUUUAGGUUCUAGUUCUCUUCGGUUAAAUGACUUGGAGAAGGUUUGGAUUCAAGCUGCGCAGCAACGCGACAUGGACAGACGGCUCCUGAACGAGCUGCGUCUAAGUCCCGAAGAGCUCGACGGACUCAAGGCCAAGCUGGGAGCGAGUCGAACCAGCACCCUCGACAUGCAAAGCAUCCUCAAGUCUGAUUCGUCGAUGGACAAACGACUUAUGUAUCUGCUUUUCGGAGACGCAGUGGAGGAUCGGUUCAAGCUGCUGCUUCUUUACGCGCCCGCCGUGCUGCUUUGCCUAUCGAGUAUCCUGGGUUUUGCGCUCCUUGAUCUCAUCUGUCUCGGCCAUAUUCAGCUAACGUUCGAUGAUCAGGUCGCCGUUCGAGCGUCUGUGCUCUUCGUGGUCAUCGCUGUCGUAACUGCGUGGUUCAGCAACUACCUGACGCCACGAAUGCUGAGCUAUUUGGAUUUGGGCUCUCCGGAGGUAGUCCGGGGACCCUGUCCUAAUUGCGGAAACGAUGUGACCUGUCUUUUCUCGAGCGCUUCGGAUAGAAAGCGUGACGAGCGGCGCUGCAAACGCUGCGGCGCUAUCGUCGGCUUCAAUGUGGCGCAACGCAAGGUCUUUCUCGUAGCAAGACCGCAAGAUCGCAAGAAGCUCAGUGCGCCGGACUAG